Cooperia oncophora is the source of this 345-nucleotide messenger RNA. The record is from the annotation of a GenBank genome assembly. Lineage: Eukaryota; Metazoa; Nematoda; Chromadorea; Rhabditida; Trichostrongylidae.
AUGCCAUUUCCAGGUACUGGAGCGUCUUGUGUUUAUGCUUUAUUGGGUGCACGUUGGGCUGGAUGGAAAUUUAUAGCCACAGAAGCGAACGAUGAAGCCGCUCAUGCAGCCAAUGACAAUGUCGUUCGUAAUCAGCUCAGUCAUCUCGUACGGGUUGUACAUGUUAGUGAACACUCUCCAACGCUAAUCAAGGAUUUGACUCGGCAAUUCAGUGAUCUACAGUUUUCAUUCUGUAUGUGUAACCCACCAUUCUUUGAGUCGUGUGAAACUGACAAGAGGUUUUCCGUUGAUACAGCUUCUGGAACCAUGUUGAACGAAUGCGCAGUUCGAUUGUCCGCAGGCUGA